UCGAAACAUUCAUCUGAAAUUUUUUGCGAGUUUGCGUCUUUGGGAGGCCGGAGCAUAUAAUAUAUUUGUUGAUUCGGUUUCAUAAUGAGCUCUCAAUCAUUGAAACGGCGAAGCAGAAUCGGCUUGACCUCCGCCGUGUUCGUGUUCUUUCUUCUCUUAAUCAUUGGACCGGAGUUUUUUAUAGGCAGACUUAUUGGUCCCAAUUUCAUGGCGGAAGCAAAUUCAGCCGUCACUGGAAACACCAAUGUUGGUCCUCAUCGCAAGCUUCUUAAGCAAGGGAAUGAAGUGGAAACAAACCGGAUAUGGGGUGACAAAUGUUCAAAAUCUGAUAUUGUGAUAAAUCAGGGACCUACAGCACCUCUACCCAGUGGGAUACCCACGUACACAGUGGAGAUAAUGAACGUCUGUGUCUCUGGCUGUGACAUCUCCGGCAUCCAUCUCAGUUGUGGUUGGUUCAGCUCUGCUCGUCUUAUUAACCCUCGCAUUUUCAAGCGCUUACAUUUUGAUGAUUGUCUCGUCAACGAUGGGAAGCCUCUUAUUAAUGGUCAUACUAUAUCCUUCCAAUAUGCCAAUACUUUCCGUUACCCACUCUCUGUUUCCUCUGUUGUCUGCUGAAGGG
Molecule: messenger RNA, 619 nt
Organism: Solanum verrucosum
Lineage: Eukaryota; Viridiplantae; Streptophyta; Magnoliopsida; Solanales; Solanaceae
Product: protein TAPETUM DETERMINANT 1-like
Exons: 3
Coding region: 85-615 (176 amino acids)
Biological process (GO): cell fate determination
Source: RefSeq, a predicted model, not a curated record